Messenger RNA from Tribolium castaneum (red flour beetle), 2824 nucleotides. RefSeq lists its product as uncharacterized. Lineage: Eukaryota; Metazoa; Arthropoda; Insecta; Coleoptera; Tenebrionidae. The transcript has 9 exons. The record is from RefSeq and is a predicted model, not a curated record. Gene Ontology annotation, molecular function: calcium ion binding. Bases 191 to 2803 code for a protein of 870 amino acids.
UCUAUGUGUUUUUUGCUACCUACUAGUCUAAUAAAUAUCUCAGAAAUAUUAUAAUUCGCGUAAAGAUUUCUACGGUUUAGCAGUAACUUGGGCGCAACAGUUGCCGAUUUCCAUAUAAACUUGCCCUAAAGGUGAGUCUGGCGUUUGAAUUAUUUCGUGUGCGUCAGCAGUGACUAAAACGGGGUAAUAUAUGACCGUCGUUUCCUACAAAGUUGGUACACUUGGCUGCGUCACCGAAAGGUGUGCUUUUUUGAAUGAACACAUUGUAGGAAAACUGGUCAAAAUCAGCAAAGUUCAGUGUGAGAGUCUGACAUGUUUCGAUAAGAGCAUCAAAGAGGAAAAAAUCAGGCUGGCGGGCACAGAACUCACCGUUGAAAGUGGAGGCGACAAAAGCUGCCUCACCACUUACAUAUUCAACCCCGUUGACACUUGCACGGGCUCUCCCAGUCCCGAAAAAUUCCCACUGAAGACUCCCGACCAGCAGCGGGAUGAUGUCAUCAACACGGAGACCCACAUGCACCCAAACUUCCUCUACGGAAAAAUCCUCCACGACGGCCGGCCUAACUUUCUAACCGAAUAUGAGCUGAGCUACAAAAACUGCAAUUUUGGGGUGGCUGACCACGGCAAGUGCUGCGUGGGGGGCCAUUUCGGGAGAGACUUGAGUUUUGGACACUUGUACACUAUCAGCAAGAGCGACAAGGAGGAGAGGACGUACGAUGAGCCCUACACGGGGGACUUGCCGCGGAGGUCCUGGCUGUGCUGUCCAGGCUCGCAGCAUCAUGUGGAAUGCGAGCAACCGCCCCCUUUGCAAACCAACAAGUCACCGUCCAGCCCUUGCGAAGCGAUUACAAAAGCGCCCAGCCACAAUCUGUGUCCUGGAAAUUGCGAGAGACUCCAGCAGCAAUUGGACGAACAAGCACAGCGAUACGAAGAACAGCUGACAGAGCUGCACUCGGUUAUAGCUGAAUUGACGCGCAAAUUGCACCAACAGAGAACUAUGGCAAUUGCAGAAGAAGACGAAGUGUCAGAAUCUUGUGCAAGCGCCCAUGACGAUUCCGUGACGUGUCCUUUGGAAGUAAGCGAAUUAGAACCGUUAGAAAACGAGUUGUCCGACUUGGACAAUAAAGUAGUAUUGUCCGAAAGUCCAUUAGAACUCCCCGAGCCGAAACUAAGCUCGUCGCAUCACGAGAACAACGAACUUUCACCAUACUCAGAAAUCGUAGAUCCAUUAAAACAGGAAAUAAUGCAUCUCAGGGCCCAACUGCAAGAAGCCAACGCCAAACUGUUACAGAUCUCCUCGACACAGAAGAAUUACGAAAUCGCCGAAGAAGAAACUCUGACCGAUAGCAAAGUUCUGGAAUCGCCGGAAUCUCAUAUUGAAGUUGACUGCGACCCGAAAUUGUAUUCCGAUGAUAAAGUCGACAUAAAAUACAGCAAUAUUGUUCCUAUUCAUCGAGCCAACGUCAAAAAUAACACCGCCUUCUCAACUGCUCCGGUCACUAAAGUUGCAGAGAGGAUCAAGUUGAAACGGGCCGCCGAUGGCCACAGAGACGUUAAUCCUAAUGAUCUGGUUAACAGUGAUCUGCCGACAGCUGUCGCAGAGCACAUUGUUGGCGAUAUUUUAAGACAGUGCGAUGUACAAACCGAAAAACAAGCAAUUGAUAUCGAACUAAGGCGCUUAAAUGCCAAACUCGAACAUGCCAGGGCGCAAAACUCCGUCCUGGCCAUCACCUUGACCGAAACUAAAGCCCAUUGCGACAGAUUGGCCUUACUUUGCGGAAAAUAUGAAUCCAACGCAAUAGCUUUACGCCUGGCCUUGGGAAUCACCGAUCGUGCAAUAGAAGCCUACGACGUCCUUUUAGCUUUACUAGAGACUGAAUUAUCGUUAGACGAAAACGAUUCAACGUCUGUUGAAAAUAGAUCAGCCGCCGAAACCGUCGCUAAACAGCUCCUAACUCAUUUGGAUUCAUAUCAAAACACCGACGUUCUGUUAUCUCCGUGGCAAAACCACGUUUACUCUAGUCCAGUAUCGGAAAAUGAGGACCCCUGGAGUUCGGAACAUGAAACUAGACUAAGAGAGCACGUUUCGAGGCUUAAAGCCGAAAGAAGCAAUAUUCAAGGAACUUACGUGACUUUGGAGUCCACUCAAGUGGAAAAUGUACCUGUCAGACCAUCAAGUAGUCAAGAAGCGAGAAAAAUGGAUUUGGAAAUGGCUGUUUUGAUGCAGGAGCUAAUGGGACUCAGGGAAGACAAAGCCGAACUUAUAUCGAAGCUAUUUAUGUUAGAAAAAGACAAAAGUGCCAUAGAGUUAAAGUUGAAGUACGUCGAAGGGCAGCAGAAAGCCCAAGCGGCGGCGCUUAAAAACCUCCAAGGACAGCUGAAAGACACGGAAGCUUUAUUGGCCUUAGCGACACAGAAUAAAGAGAGGGGUUAUUCGGAUGCAGAGCAUGCUCAAGGUGUUGAACUCGAGCUAAUGCAAGCGCUGGCAAGAGAGGCAAGACUGAAAGUUCGCUUACAAGAACUUGUCACGACUUUGGAACAAGUGACAAAAAAUGCCGAAGCGAGACUAUUGGAAGGGAGAGAGAUCGUGCACGAUCUGAAUCACACAAAUAGUAUUUUAGCCGAAACUGUAGAUAGAAACAAUAAGAAGUAUCAAUCCAAGUUUAAGAAAAUGGAGCAUCAGAUGUUAGCAAUGGUAGAAAAGCACAACCUUCAAGUCCAGAAUCUCCAACAGAGAAUAGCCACCCUUGAAACUCCCCCCACCAAUAGUUCAGACAACUCUAUCAAUUCUGUAGCUGUGUAGUAAAGUGUGUUUUAAAUGAAA